Molecule: messenger RNA, 606 nt
Organism: Chelonus insularis
Lineage: Eukaryota; Metazoa; Arthropoda; Insecta; Hymenoptera; Braconidae
Gene: e(y)2
Product: transcription and mRNA export factor ENY2-like
Exons: 2
Coding region: 150-428 (92 amino acids)
Biological process (GO): positive regulation of DNA-templated transcription; regulation of transcription by RNA polymerase II; poly(A)+ mRNA export from nucleus
Cellular component (GO): DUBm complex; SAGA complex; nuclear pore
Molecular function (GO): transcription coactivator activity; chromatin binding
Source: RefSeq, a predicted model, not a curated record
ACAGAUGAUUGUGUUUUCAUCAUCACAGAUCUUGUUGAACGCUUCAUUGACGCAUAUCGUACUUUGUAAACAAUUUUUAAUUGUAAAUAAAAGGCUAACUAAGUAAAAUAUCUUUUUUUUAAAUUAUCACACGUGUAAAAAGCUUUACAAUGAAGGCAGCACCUCAUCAACGAUUAGUUAUGGUUGGAGAUAGAGAUGGAUUAAAAGAACUUCUCCGACGUCGACUUGUUGAGUGCGGUUGGAGAGACGAAGUCAAGAUCAUUUGCAAAGAAUUGAUAAAAGAAAAAGGACAUGAUAUUACAUACGAUAAUAUGCUAUCUACAGUAACGACGAGAGCUAGGAGUUUAGUUCCUGAUUCAGUUAAAAAGGAAUUACUCCAAAAAAUUAAAAGUCAACUACUAGCUCAAGAAGAGAAAAUAAAAAUGUAAAUACUCUGUACAAACUUUCAUUGUAAUUAAGGUAUAAUAAUUAAGACUGUUUUUAAUAAUGUAUGAUACUAAUAUUUGUGAAUACCUAAGAUUAUCACUAUCAUUUUAUUUUUAUUAAUUUUUUUAUUUAUUGUUAAUAAUUAAGUAUAAUGAAUAAAUAUUUAAAAGUUUUAUUAGA